Messenger RNA from Cololabis saira (Pacific saury), 1697 nucleotides. Its product is annotated as polymeric immunoglobulin receptor-like. Bases 1 to 1326 code for a protein of 441 amino acids. Lineage: Eukaryota; Metazoa; Chordata; Actinopteri; Beloniformes; Belonidae. The transcript is spliced from 8 exons. The record is from RefSeq and is a predicted model, not a curated record.
AUGCGGAGCCUUCAGCACCAGCUGUUUUUUCUCUCCAUUUCUCUCAUCUUUGCGACCAGUGCCCAAGGAGUCCAGCUGUUUGGAUAUGAAGGCACAGAUGUAAAGGUUUCCUGCCCAUAUGAUCAAGGCUAUGAGGAUUAUGAGAAGUACUUGUGCAACAAAGCUUGUGCCUGGGAAGAUGUUCUUAUUAUCACAUCACAAACAAAUAAAACCAAAUACUCAAUUUAUGAUGACAAAAAGUCAAGAAUCUUCACAACGACCAUCUCUGAUCUUCGCCCCGCCGAUGCUGGGGCACACUGGUGUGGGGUGUCAAGAAAUGCAAAAGAUAUAUACACUGAACGCAAUCUAAAAAUAUUACCAGACAGCUGCUGUGACAAUGUGGUUGAAAUCCAAAGUUAUGAGGAUGGCUCAGUGUCCAUCAGUUGUCCGUAUGAAUCCAUUGAUAGCAGCUACCUGAAGUACAUCUGCAGAGGAACGCAGCCUUCAGUGUGUCUGCAGCAGGCGUUGAUCACCUCAGAAUCCUCACAAGACACCAAGUUCAAACUCAUCGAUGAUUUCAGGUCCAGCAAUUUCACAGUUAGGAUUUCCAGUCUGGCUCUGGAGGACUCUGGGUCGUACCUUUGUGGUGUCCAUAGAAACACUGGACUUGAUGUCUUUUCUGCUGUCAAGCUGCAGGUCAAAGAAUGGUGCUGUGUGAAGACCCAGACCAUGCGCGGCACUGUGGGAGGUUCACUAACUUUGUACUGCCCUUAUCCUCCGCAACACCACGGUAACAAGAAGUUCCUCUGCCGAGGAAGCCAGCGCAGAGCCUGCGAACGUGUGGAGAGUCGGAGCAGAUUCACUCUGCAGGCCGGCUCCUCCAACUCGUUCCAGGUGACCAUCUCAAAGCUGGAAGCAGAUCAUGAGAAGCAGACCCCUACCGUGGCAACAAGUACAUCUCCCCUAAUCAGAAAGGAGUCAACACAUCCUGCUGACGGACCUGAUAAAGAUGCAGCUGGCUAUGUGGUUUACGUGGUACCUGCUGUACUGCUGGCCUUAUUCAUACUGAUAGUCAUAGUUUACAAGCAGAAAUGCCGCAAAGACCAAGGAGCAAAAGUUGCAAACAGUAACAAAGCCAUGGAGCAGCACAUGCAGGAAGCGACGCAUGCAGAAGAAAUUUAUGAAAAUCAUGAUGCUGUAAUCAAGUCAAUAAAGUCCUCCCCCAAAACCCAGAACGUCCGUUACCAUCAUGAUGGCGCAGAUGAAGAACAACCAGACUAUGAAAACUUCAUAAUAACAGAGGAACUCUACUCUAAUGAAUUCUACCCUAAAGCCAACAAGCGAUAAGAGUGUGCACAUCUGUUGUCAAGCACUGGCUUAAGCUUUUAUGUGAGUACAACUGCUGAUUUUUAGAUGAUGGACUGUUUACACAAAACAAUUCAGUUUAUUAAUUGUUUUUAUGGCUUGUUUUCCUUUAUCAUUUUUUUUCAUAUGCUUGGUGUUGGUUUUCCUUUUUAAGCACACUGAUACUUUUCCGAUAUACUGAACUUGCUGCUUUACUUGUCCAGUCUGAACGUGAACAGCAGUGUUUACGGCCACCUAAAAUGGCAAUAUGAAAUCUAGAUUACGCUUUGAAUUGCAUGAAAAACACUGACCAAAAUGCAUUACUUUUUAAAUGAAUGUUUUUGUUGUAUCGUUAUUAAUUAAAGAAGGCCAGA